ACUACCUUACAUACUGUGGAUGUCAUAUCUUUUAUUAUUAUUAUUAUUAUUAAGGCCUUUGGACAAAAAAAAAAAAAAAAAAAAAGACCUGUCACGUCAUUGAUCUAUUUAAGAAUAUAAUAUUGUCAUUGAAAAAUGAAUUACCCACUAACACAUAAUAAUAAUAAUAAUAAUAUAUAUAUAUAUAUAUAUAUAUAUAUAUAUAUAUUUCAAAACAAUUUCUUGUGGCCAUAGCUUGUUAUAUCACAUUUUUCAAGUUAAUUAUAUGGACAAGUUAAACAAAUAAUGGUUUUGCUACUAUUCUUCAUUCUGAUUUAUAGAAAUUAAAGAAUGUUUUUCAGACAUAUUUUUGUGUCAGUGAAAUGUAAUGGGGUCUUAAUCUCUUGCAAAUUACUGUACGUAGAAAGGGCAAGUAAAACCAAAAAUAAAAUAAAUAUGCUUUCACAUAUUCAUUUCUCUUGGGGUUACCAGGCGAUCUUAAAGAAGGCAAGUCAUGGUUUUGGUGUUUUGAUACACUUUAUGAUACACUUGAGACAUAUUCUGUUAUUGACUGAUGCAAAUAUUAAGCCCUGCCCUCUUAGGUUUUACAGUAAAGAUUUACAACACACAGAAGUGAUGGUGAGUAUAAAACAGGAAUUAAUGCUCGCAUCACAAUUGGAGUGGUCACUUGCCUAGAAGGAGAAAUGAAUGUUCAUCUUUUUUUGACACUGACACUACUGUGUAUUAUUAGUCUUUGCCCUGCUGUGUGUGGGGUUAAUUUAGGAACAUGCAUUCUCCAAGGUGACCCUCAGCCCCCUGCUCUCUUCGAGGAUGGAGACUUUGUCAUUGGAGGGGCUUUCACCAUUCAUUACUAUGUGAGGACAGAGAAACACACCUUUACUAGACGGCCACAACCAAUAGAGUGCAGUGGCAGCAUGGACUUCAGAGAGCUGCGCUUUGCUCGUGCCUUGCAGUUCACUAUCCAAGAGAUCAACAACAGCUCUGAUCUCUUACCGGGCAUCACAUUAGGUUACCAUAUAUAUGACUCUUGUGCUUCUGUGCCAAUGGCAAUUAAAGUAGCGUUACAGCUUGCCAACGGACAAGAUCUCGUAUUUAACGACACUGAUUCUUGUUCAAAAUCUUCAGCAAUUCCGGCACUAGUUGGAGAUUCUGCUUCCACGCCGGCUAUAAGCACUUCAAGACUUUUAGGUGCUUUUGGAAUUCCUCUGGUGAGUCAUUACGCAACAUGCGCGUGUCUCAGUGACAAGCGGCAGCAUCCUACUUUCUUCAGGACCAUUCCCAGCGAUCACCAUCAAGCAGCCGCACUGGCACGGAUGGUCAAGCACUUUGGAUGGACGUGGAUCGGAACUGUGUGCAGUGAUUCAGACUAUGGGAACAAUGGCAUGGCAUCAUUCCUGAAGGCUGCGGAGGAGGAGGGAAUCUGUGUGGAGUAUUCUGAGGCCUAUUACAGGACCCAGCCGCGCAGUAAACUGAAAAGAGUCGCUGAUGUCAUUCGCAAGUCCACGGCUCGUGUAAUAGUUGCCUUCGUGGCCGCAGGCGAUAUGAGAUUUCUCCUAGAAGAGCUGAGCCAGCAGCCUCCUCCUCCGAUGCAGUGGAUUGGCAGUGAGGCGUGGGUUACAGACCCACAAAUGCUGCGGUUUGGUUUGUGUAUCGGUGCCGUGGGCGUUGCAAUCCCGCGGUCUGUUAUCCCGGGUUUUCGUAACUUUUUGCUUGACCUGUCUCCAGAGCAGGUGCUGAAAUUUCCCCUGCUGACAGAAUUCUGGGAAAGUUCAUUUAGCUGUAGUCUAAAACAGCAGACAGGUUCUUCUACUGCUAUGCCUGCAUGUAAUGGCACAGAGGAUCUGCGCGCAUUACAGAACCCGUACACAGACACGUCCCAGUUGCGCGUUACUAACAUGGUGUACAAAGCCACAUAUGCCAUAGCUCAUGCCCUCCAAGGCAUUGUCUGUAAAGACAAACGUGACAAAUGUGACAAAAACAUCAAAGUUGAGCCCCGACAGGUUUUUAAUCAACUCAAGCAAGUGAAUUUUACUAAAAAUAAUUAUUCUGUUUCAUUUGAUACCAAUGGAGACCCUGUGGCCACCUAUGAACUUGUGAAUUGGCAGCUUCAAGGAGACGGUUCAAUUGAUUUUGUGACAGUGGGUCAAUAUGAUGCAUCCCAGCCUAAAGGCCAAGAAUUCAGUCUGAGCAAAGAUAUAAUUUGGUUUGAUGGCAGUGAAAAGGUGCCUGUGUCUGUGUGCAGUGUGAGCUGUCCUCCAGGUACUAGGAAGGCUGUGCAAAAAGGAAGACCUGUCUGCUGUUAUGACUGCAUUAACUGUGCAGAAGGAGAAAUCAGCAACGAGACAGAUUCUUUAGAAUGCCAAAAAUGCCUGCCUGAGUACUGGCCCAAUAAUGAGAAGGACAAGUGCCUUCUUAAACCAGUGGAGUUUCUCUACUGGGAUGAAAUCCUUGGGAUUAUCCUGGCAGCUUUCUCGGUUGUUGGCUCUUUAGUGGCUUUGAGCAUUACUCUACUCUUCUACAAAAACAGGGCAUCUCCAAUAGUAAGAGCCAACAACUCAGAACUAAGCUUCCUGCUGCUCUUCUCAUUGACUCUGUGUUUCCUCUGUUCACUUACUUUUAUUGGUCGGCCCACUGAGUGGUCCUGUAUGUUGCGUCACACAGCAUUCGGGAUAACUUUUGUCCUCUGUAUCUCCUGUGUUCUGGGGAAAACAAUAGUGGUGUUAAUGGCCUUCAAAGCUACACUUCCAGGAAGUAAUGUUAUGAAAUGGUUCGGGCCUCAUCAACAGAGACUUAGUGUUUUUAGUUUCACUCUUGUACAGGUUCUUAUAUGUGUGCUUUGGUUAAAAAUAGCCCCACCUUUUCCCUACAAUAACAUGCAACACUACAAAGAAAAGAUCAUUCUUGAAUGCAGCUUUGGAUCAGCUAUUGGUUUCUGGGCUGUACUGGGUUAUAUUGGCCUCCUAGCUUUCCUUUGCUUUGUUUUAGCUUUUCUUGCCCGAAAACUGCCUGAUAAUUUCAAUGAGGCUAAAUUCAUCACAUUCAGUAUGCUCAUAUUCUGUGCUGUUUGGAUCACAUUUAUUCCAGCUUAUGUCAGCUCUCCAGGGAAAUUUACUGUAGCUGUAGAGAUUUUUGCUAUUUUAGCUUCAAGCUUUGGUCUGAUUCUCUGUAUUUUUGCUCCUAAGUGUUUCAUUAUUGUCUUCAGACCAGAGCAGAAUACCAAAAAACAUUUAAUGGGUAAAGUACCAUCAAAAUCCCUUUGAGACAAAUAUUUUACAUGUUUGUGCUAUAUGUGCAAAAAACAAACAAAACAACAACAACAACAACAACAAAAAAUUUAAAUUCACAAUAAAUAUUCUUUGGUAUAGUUUUAUGCUUACAAAUGUUGGCCUAACAGAUGAUAUGUAGUAUAUUCACAACUUGUGUAGUUCAAUAAUGCUACUAUAUUUUAGCAUGUUUCUGUGGUUAAGACAUAAAAAUAAAAACAUUUUUUCC
Megalobrama amblycephala (Wuchang bream) is the source of this 3492-nucleotide messenger RNA. RefSeq names its product extracellular calcium-sensing receptor-like. Gene Ontology annotation, molecular function: G protein-coupled receptor activity. The coding region runs from base 684 to 3260 and encodes 858 amino acids. The transcript is spliced from 6 exons. Gene Ontology annotation, cellular component: membrane. Gene Ontology annotation, biological process: G protein-coupled receptor signaling pathway. Lineage: Eukaryota; Metazoa; Chordata; Actinopteri; Cypriniformes; Xenocyprididae. The record is from RefSeq and is a predicted model, not a curated record.